UUUCCUAAAACAUUUGACAUUUAGUUGUUUUUGAUGAGAAAUGUAGGGUGAUACGGUUGCAAUAGACUUUGAUGUUACUCGCACAUGUGAUUAAGUGGUUUAUGUUUUAAAUGUGACGUUGUGUAAUAUUUUGUUUGAUAAUGAUAUGCUAUAAUAUCCGGUAGAAUAAUAGUAUAUAUUUUUACUCCGAGAUUGUUAACGAACUAGGAUGCUGCGUUUAAUAUACAAAUUGUAUCUCGACUAAAAAAUGAUGGUCUCUUUGAUCGUUCAUUUGGAACAAGAGAAUAUAAAAUACGAAUUUGAUUGGAGAGGGACUGAUUUUUCAAUCUGUAAUCAUUUUAGCUGAGACUCUUUUGUGCACCAAGACCCCACAGAAAAUAUUUAGAUGACGAUGAAAUUAUUUUUGUACGCAGUUUAUGUCUUCAUAAUUCCACACGUUAUUAAUACUCACUACACUCAUCAAUGGGCUGUUCAUAUUGAAGGAGGCGAACAAGUCGCUGAGGAAGUAGCUAGGGAUCAUGGCUUUACAAAUCACGGAUUGAUAUUCGAAGACUUAUAUAUGUUUUCUCAUAACAAAGUAGCAAAACGCUCAGUAGAACCACAUAUGGAAACGAAAGCUAGAUUAGCUAUAGAUACCAGGGUAAAAUGGGCUAAACAGCAAAAAGCUAAAGCACGAGUUAAACGAGAUAUACACUAUGUUGUAUCUGAUCCAGUAUGGCCAAAAAUGUGGUAUUUGAAUAGAGGUAAUGGUUUAGAUAUGAACGUCAUUCCCGCAUGGAAUGAGGGAAUAACUGGUAAAGGAGCUGUUGUUACCAUUUUAGACGACGGAUUGGAAAAAGACCAUCCAGAUUUAAUUCAGAAUUAUGACCCAUUAGCUUCGUAUGACGUUAACAACCAGGACUCGGACCCAAGUCCUCGAUAUGACAUUGUAGAUUCCAAUAGACACGGUACUAGAUGUGCUGGUGAAGUGGCUGCUACUAGCAAUAAUUCGAUUUGUGCUCUUGGGAUUGCUCACGGAGCGCAAGUAGGUGGUGUAAGAAUGUUAGAUGGAGACGUAACAGAUGCAGUAGAGGCAAGAUCUCUUAGUUUAAAUCCCCAACAUAUUGAUAUUUAUAGUGCCUCAUGGGGCCCAGACGACGACGGUAAAACUGUAGAUGGUCCUGGAGAACUUGCUACCAGAGCUUUCAUGGAAGGAGUUACAAGAGGACGCAACGGUAAAGGCUCCAUAUUUGUUUGGGCUUCUGGAAAUGGCGGCAGGGACUUUGAUAAUUGCAAUUGUGAUGGUUAUACGAAUUCAAUAUACAGUUUGUCAAUAUCUAGUGCAACUGAAAAGGGUUCGGUGCCGUGGUAUAGUGAAGCUUGUAGUUCAACUUUGGCUACAACGUAUAGUAGUGGUGCGUUAGGAGAACGUCAAGUUGUUACGACGGAUUUGAAACAUUCUUGUACGAGUAGCCAUACGGGUACCAGUGCUUCCGCUCCUUUAGCCGCGGGAAUUUGCGCUUUAGCUCUUGAGGCCAAUCAAAAUUUAACGUGGAGAGACAUGCAGCAUAUCGUGGUUAGGACUGCCCGACCAGAAAAUUUAUACGCCAACGACUGGCAAACUAAUGGUGUUGGCAGAAAUGUGUCCCAUAGCUUUGGAUAUGGACUUAUGGACGCUCAUGCGAUGGUCAAGUUAGCUAAACGAUGGAUAACCGUGCCUGAACAACAUAAAUGCGAAAUCUCUGCGUCAUCCGCUGCCAAGAGUAUUCCUGCCAAGAGUAAGGUUACAUUGCAUCUAAAAGUAACAGAUUGUCCUGGCGUGGAAAUUCUUGAACACGUACAAGCAAAGUUGACUAUAAAUUCUCAUCGACGUGGUGAUCUAAAGAUUCAGUUGACAUCUCCUAUGGGAACCAAUGUGACUCUUCUCGCCCACAGACAACAUGAUACUUCGAGGCAGGGUUUCAACUUUUGGCCGUUUAUGUCUGUACACUCGUGGGGUGAGUCACCUAUAGGCGUUUGGCAGCUGGAUGUCCAUAACGAUGGUCGACUAUUGGGAAGGGCAACUCUUCAAAACUGGUCGUUAGUACUGUAUGGUACAAAAGCAUUUCUUUCAGUUCACAAUAGAAACAACAUAAAUAAUAAGUCGAAAAAUAGUAUGUCCAAAAAAAAGAAUAAAAAACUGAAAAGCAAAAAUGUUUUAACCGUCAGCAAAAUAGUUAAAAAAAUAAAAAAACCCAAAACAAAAAAUAUUUUUAAAGAAGUAUCCACUUCUUUUAGUGUGAACACCAAAAAUAAAAAAGACGCCCAAACUAGCACAACAGACAUAUCUCCAUAUUUUUAUGCGACUUCAAACAAUAAACACAUAAUUGAUCAAGAUAGUGUUGUAAAAUAUUUUAAAAAUGUUAAAAAUUAUACAAUAACUUAUCCCGUUAUGACUCCCCAUAGAGACGUAAUUAAAACUUAUAAUACGUAUAAAAAAAAUCAAAAAAUGAAAGAGAAAAGUCGAGAUAUUAAUUUAAAUAGAAAUUCAAAUGCUUAUGUGCAAAAAACUACAGUAUUGACCACUACUUCGAAAAAACCAACUGUUAAAGGAAUAACCACUGGUAAUUUUAAUUGCAUGAUUUGGUAUAUUUUCUAUUUUCUUUCCUUGGUUUAUUUUGCAUGAAUCGAUUAUUUGCUUAUAUUUAUUGUUGAUGAAAGUGUCACUGAAUAAAGCACAAUGUUAUUAUAGAUAUAAUUUUCACCAAUUCUCAUAAUUGUCUAGAAAAUUA
Messenger RNA from Aethina tumida (small hive beetle), 2750 nucleotides. Its product is annotated as furin-like protease 1. Gene Ontology annotation, biological process: peptide hormone processing. Gene Ontology annotation, molecular function: serine-type endopeptidase activity. The record is from RefSeq and is a predicted model, not a curated record. The transcript is spliced from 10 exons. Gene Ontology annotation, cellular component: trans-Golgi network; Golgi membrane. Bases 386 to 2644 code for a protein of 752 amino acids. Lineage: Eukaryota; Metazoa; Arthropoda; Insecta; Coleoptera; Nitidulidae.